AUGUCUUCUUCCUCUUCAUUAUCAGCUGAUCAAAGGCAAGCGUUGGACACGCAAGCUGUCAACAAUUUUCGUGAAUAUCUACAAAUUCCGUCGGUUCAUCCUGAUGUGAAUUAUGAUGAUUGUGUCAAAUUCCUGGAAAAGCAAGCAAAAAGUUUGUCUCUUCCUUUCACGGUUGUGUAUAUCACACCCAAAAAACCAGUUGUGGUAUUAACAUGGACUGGCAAGGAGCCCUCUUUACCAACCAUAUUACUUAACAGUCAUAUGGAUGUAGUACCUGUUUUCGAAGAUAAAUGGACUCAUAAGCCUUUUAGUGCCCAUGUAGAUGAAAAGGGGAAUAUUUAUGCUAGGGGGGCACAGGACAUGAAGUGUGUUGGGAUUCAAUAUUUAGAAGCAAUCAGAAGACUGAAACAACAGGGUGUUACUUUAAAGAGGACAAUACAUGUCACAUUUGUACCAGAUGAAGAAACUGGUGGGGUAGAAGGAAUGCAACAGUUUGUCAAUACAAACCAUUUUAAAGAUAUGAAUGUUGGAUUUUCUUUAGAUGAGGGUAUGGCCAGUGAAAACAAUGAAUAUGCCUUAUUCUAUGCUGAAAGAUCCAUAUGUCAAAUGCGUUUUUACUGUACUGGCAAUCCUGGCCAUGGUUCUUUAUUGCUUAAAAGUACUGCAGGAGAAAAAGUUGCUUACAUCUUGAGCAAAAUUUAUGAAUUUAGGAGGCAAGAAGAGAAAAAAUUGAUUGAUAAUCCUAGUUGGACUGUUGGAGAUGUAACUACUGUAAAUUUAACACAAUUGAAGGGAGGCGUCCAGGAGAAUGUGGUGCCCCCCGAGUUCGUGUUGACCGUCGAUUGUCGCGUCGCCAUCAACGUCGACCUGGUCAAGUGGGAAGCCACAUUGAAGGGGUGGUGUAAGGAAGCCGGCCCUGGGGUGAGGCUGGAAUUCAUCCAGAAACAGGACCAGAUUGCUCCUACUAAACUGGAUGGGUCCAAUCGGUAUUGGGUGGCGUUUAAAAAAGCUGCCGACGAGCUCGGCCUCGCUUUAAAACCCCAAGUGUUCCCGGCGGCCACUGACAGCCGCUACAUCCGCGGCCUAGGGCUCCCCGCCAUCGGAUUCUCCCCAAUGAACAACACCCCCGUGCUAUUGCACGAUCACGACGAGUAUCUGAAUAAAACCACGUUUUUGAGGGGCGUCGACCACUAUUGCGCGAUUCUGGGCAAAGUCGCUAACGUGGAAGAAAUGUCCGGUUGA
Phaedon cochleariae (mustard beetle) is the source of this 1242-nucleotide messenger RNA. NCBI's taxonomy places the organism in Eukaryota, Metazoa, Arthropoda, Insecta, Coleoptera, Chrysomelidae. The record is from the annotation of a GenBank genome assembly.